AUGAAAUUCCAAGGUAUAUCAGGUCCUGUAGAAAUCAGUAAGAAUGGUACACGUCAACCCACCUUCUACCUUGAUGGUUUGGACAGCUCUGGUGUUCAGGUGCUCUAUGGAACUGUCGCUGUCAAUGGAUAUAAAGCGGUCUACAAGGCACUGUACAGCAAUGAAGCACAGGUAUGGUGGGCGAGAGGUGGAGUUCGCCCACUGGCAGUACCUAGAUGCGGAUUUUCUGGACUUGAGGUAAUCGAAUCUUUGUUCCACUAA
This is a messenger RNA of Cooperia oncophora, 261 nucleotides long. The record is from the annotation of a GenBank genome assembly. Lineage: Eukaryota; Metazoa; Nematoda; Chromadorea; Rhabditida; Trichostrongylidae.